UGCUCAGCCCGCUGCUCGCACCUUGGCUCUCGCUAGCAUGGACUUAACCGAGGAUAGCGCCGCGGACCUGAUCCUGUGCUGACCCGCUUCUCCCCCCCCCCCCCCCCCCGCCUCCGACGCCCUUCUGUUGUAUCUGUGACAGGUGUCGUCCAAACUGAGCAAGCAUGUCGGACAAGAUGUCCAGUUUCCUCCAUAUUGGGGACAUUUGUUCCCUGUAUGCAGAGGGUUCCACCAGUGGAUUUAUUAGCACUUUAGGGCUUGUGGAUGACCGUUGUGUGGUACAACCCGACACAGGUGACCUCAACAACCCACCUAAGAAAUUCAGAGACUGCCUUUUCAAACUGUGUCCUAUGAACAGAUACUCGGCACAGAAACAGUUCUGGAAGGCGGCAAAACCUGGAGGCAACAGCACCACUGACACACUCCUCCUGACCAAGCUCCAUCACGCUGCUGACCUGGAGAAGAAGCAGAAUGAGUCUGAAAACCGCAAACUGCUGGGAAGCAUCAUCCAGUAUGGAAAUGUCAUUCAGUUGCUGCACUUGAAAAGCAAUAAAUACUUGACGGUGAACAAGCGCCUACCCGCUCUGCUGGAGAAGAACGCCAUGAGAGUGACUCUGGACUCGGCGGGAAACGAGGGAUCCUGGUUCUACAUCCAGCCCUUCUACAAGCUCCGAUCCCUGGGAGACAGUGUGGUGAUUGGAGAUAAAGUGGUUCUUAACCCAGUGAAUGCAGGACAGCCUCUACAUGCCAGCAGCCACCAGCUUGUGGACAACCCAGGAUGCAAUGAGGUUAAUUCAGUAAAUUGCAACACGAGCUGGAAAGUUGUUCUGUUCAUGAAAUGGAGCGACAACAAGGAAACAAUUCUCAAAGGGGGUGAUGUGGUACGGUUGUUCCACGCAGAGCAGGAGAAGUUCCUCACAUGUGACGAUCAUAGGAAGAAGCAGUAUGUAUUUCUCAGAACCACCGGCCGGCAGUCUGCCACCUCUGCCACCAGCAGCAAAGCGUUGUGGGAAGUAGAGGUGGUCCACCAUGACCCGUGCAGGGGAGGUGCAGGCUACUGGAACAGCCUGUUCAGGUUUAAACACUUGGCCACAGGAUGUUAUUUAGCUGCUGAGAUGGGUGAGGUGAACCAGGACUUUGAGGAGGAGAAUGCUGAGCAGCGCUCCUCUGUGGUGGACUUUACACCCUUUAAUUUCCAGCUGGACGCAGAUAAUGAAGCGCUGCGAGGUCGGCUGCGAGCUCCACAGGAGAAGAUCAUGUACACGCUGGUGCCGGUUCCCGACGGCAUGGAUAUCUCCUCCAUCUUUGAACUGGAUCCUACCACGCUGAGAGGAGGGGACUCUAUGGUGCCCAGGAGCUCAUACGUGAGGCUAAGACACUUGUGCACCAACACCUGGGUCCACAGCACCAACAACCCUAUCGACAAAGAAGAGGAGAAACCUGUGAUGCUACAGAUCGGAACUUCAGGAGUAAAAGAAGAUAAGGAAGCUUUCGCCAUCGUACCUGUGCCGCCAGCUGAAGUGCGUGAUUUAGAUUUUGCCAACGAUGCAAGUAAAGUGUUGGCGUCUAUUGCUGGCAAACUGGAAAAGGGAACCAUUACACAAAAUGAAAGGAGGUUUGUGACGAAGCUUCUUGAAGAUCUAGUAUUCUUCGUGGUGGACAUCCCGAACAGUGGGCAGGAUGUUCUGGACAUCAUGGUCAACAAACCCAACAGAGAGAGACAGAAACUCAUGAGAGAGCAGAAUAUUCUUAAACAGAUUUUCAAGCUCCUCCAAGCCCCUUUCACAGAUAGUGGUGAUGGUCCCAUGCUCCGAUUGGAAGAACUUGGAGACCAGCGGCACGCUCCUUUUAGACAUAUUUGCAGGCUUUGCUACAGAGUCUUACGCCAUUCCCAGCAAGAUUAUAGGAAGAACCAGGAAUACAUAGCCAAACAGUUCCGCUUCAUGCAGAAGCAGAUAGGUUAUGAUGUGUUGGCAGAGGACACAAUAACGGCUCUUCUCCACAACAACCGGAAGCUGCUGGAGAAACACAUCACCGCCGCUGAGAUAGACACAUUUGUCACUCUGGUGAGGAAGAACCAGGAGCCGAGGUUUCUGGAUUACCUGUCCGAUCUCUGCGUGUCCAUGAAUAAGUCCAUCCCUGUGACCCAGGAGCUCAUCUGCAACGCCGUGCUGGACCCCACCAACGCUGACAUCCUCAUCGAGACCAAAUUGGUCCUGUCGAGAUUCGAGAUCGAGAUGACAACCAACGGGGAGAGCCCGGUGGAGGCAGAGGACGAAGAGGAGGUGUGGCUUUUUUGGAAAGACAACUGCAAGGAGAUCCGGAGCAAGAGCAUCAGGGAGUUAGCCCAGGAUGCAAAGGAGGGCCAGAAGGAGGAUCAGGAGGUGGUCAGCUACUACAGGUGUCAGCUGAACCUCUUUGCCCGCAUGUGUCUGGACCGUCAGUACCUGGCCAUCAACAAAAUCUCAGGACAGCUGGAUGUGGAUUUGAUCCUGCGCUGCAUGUCGGACGAGGACCUGCCCUACGACCUGCGGGCGUCAUUCUGCCGCCUCAUGCUGCACAUGCACGUGGACCGAGACCCUCAGGAGCAGGUCACGCCUGUGAAAUACGCUCGACUUUGGUCCGAGAUUCCUUCCAAGAUCGCAAUCGACGACUAUGACAACGAUGGAACCACCAGGGACGAGAUCAAAGAGCGUUUCUGCCUAACCAUGGAUUUUGUGGAGAACUACCUGAGAGAGGUGGUGUCGCAGAACAUUCCUUUCUCUGACAAGGAGAAAAACAAGCUCACCUUCGAGGUAGUAAACCUGGCGAGGAACCUCAUAUACUUUGGAUUCUACAACUUCAGCGACCUGCUUCGCUUGACAAUGAUCCUACUGAACAUUUUAGACUGUGUGCACGUCAGCACCAUUUACCCCAUCAACAAGAUGGAGAAGGGAGAGGAAAACAAAGCUGGCGGCAAUGUGAUGAAGUCCAUCCAUGGAGUGGGGGAGCUGAUGACCCAGGUGGUGCUGCGAGGAGGCGGCUUGUUGCCGACCACGCCAACUCAUCAGCCGGAGGGAGACGUGGUGAAGACUGAGACUGAACCUGAGAGAGAAGACAUCAUGGUCAUGGACACGAAGCUCAAGAUUAUUGAGAUUCUGCAGUUUAUUUUGAAUGUGCGGUUAGAUUAUAGAAUCUCCUGCCUGCUCUGUAUAUUCAAACGCGAGUUUGAUGAGAACAACCCACAAGGAGACAAUGCUGCCAGUCUGAUGCCAGGAAAUCUGGACUUUGAGAACAUCGAGGAACAGGCAGAGGGGAUCUUUGGAGGAAGUGAGGAGAACACUCCACUAGACCUGGAUGACCACGGUGGCCGUACCUUCCUCAGGGUCCUGCUACACCUGACCAUGCAUGACUACCCCCCUCUUGUGUCUGGAGCGCUCCACCUGCUCUUCAGACACUUCAGCCAGAGGCAGGAGGUUCUUAUGGCUUUCAAACAAGUCCAGCUGCUGGUGACCAGUCAGGAUGUAGACAACUACAAGCAGAUCAAGACAGAUCUGGACCAGCUGCGCUCUAUCGUGGAGAAGUCCGAGCUGUGGGUGUAUAAGAGGCAGGGAGAGGAUGGGAUGGACGGAGAUGGACCCUCAGAGUCUGAAAACAAAAAGAAGGAAGAUUCACUUUGUUCUGACCAAAAGAAGUCAGAAACCACCAGCAGCUACAACUACAGGGUUGUAAAAGAGAUCCUGCUGCGCCUCAGUAGGCUGUGUGUCCAGGAGGGGAGCUCGGGGAGGAAGAGUAAGAAGCAGCAGCAGAGGCUGCUGAGGAACAUGGGAGCUCACAGUGUGGUACUUGAGCUCCUGCAGAUCCCAUACGAGAAGGGCGAGGACGUCCGAAUGCAGGAGAUCAUGAAAACAGCUCAUGAGUUUCUGCAGAACUUCUGUGCAGGGAAUCAGCAGAACCAGACUCUUCUCCACAAACACAUCAACUUGUUUCUCAACCCAGGGAUUUUGGAGGCUGUGACCAUGCAGCACAUCUUCAUGAAUAACUUCCAGCUGUGCAGUGAGAUCAAUGAGCGCGUGGUUCAACACUUUGUCCACUGCACUGAGAGUCAUGGCCGUCACGUCCAGUAUCUGAAGUUCCUGCAGACCAUAGUGAAGGCCGAGAACAAGUUCAUCAAGAAGUGUCAGGACAUUGUCAUGGCUGAGCUGGUGAACUCGGGCGAGGACGUUCUGGUUUUCUACAACGACCGCGCCUCCUUUCAAACACUCAUCCAGAUGAUGCGCUCAGAGCGGGAGCGCAUGGAUGAAAACAGCCCGCUGAUGUACCACAUCCACCUGGUGGAGCUGCUGGCCGUCUGCACUGAGGGCAAGAACGUGUACACCGAGAUCAAGUGCAACUCCCUGCUGCCCCUGGAUGAUAUUGUGCGGGUGGUCACCCAUGAAGACUGCAUCCCUGAAGUUAAAAUCGCCUACAUCAACUUCCUCAACCACUGCUACGUCGACACAGAGGUGGAGAUGAAGGAGAUUUACACGUCCAACCACAUGUGGAAACUGUUUGAGAACUUCCUGGUGGACAUCUGCAGGGUGUGCAACAACACCAGCGACAGGAAGCAUGCGGACACCAUGCUGGAGCGUUAUGUCACCGAGACGGUCAUGAGCAUUGUCACAUGUUUCUUCAGCUCUCCUUUCUCCGACCAGAGCACAAGCCUGCAGACUCGUCAGCCAGUGUUUGUACAGUUGCUGCAGGGAGUUUUCAGGGUUUACCACUGUAACUGGCUGAACCCUGUCCAGAAGGCCUCAGUGGAGGCUUGCAUUAAAGUUCUCUCAGACGUGGCUAAAAGCCGAGCCAUUGCUAUCCCAGUUGAUCUGGACAGCCAGGUGAACAACCUGUUUGUCAAGUCCAAUAAUGUCGUACAGAAGACCAUCCUCAACUGGAGGCUGUCGGCCAAGAACAUGUCGAGACGAGACUCUGGCCUCACGACCUCCAAAGACUACAGAAACAUCAUAGAGAGGCUGCAGGACAUAGUGUCAGCGCUGGAGGAUCGUCUGAGGCCUCUGGUCCAAGCUGAGCUCUCGGUGCUCGUGGACGUCCUCCAUCGUCCAGAGCUCCUCUUCCCUGAAAACACAGACACCCGCAAGAAAUGUGAGAGCGGAGGAUUCAUAUCAAAACUGAUCAAACACACCAAGCAGUUGCUGGAGGAGAACGAGGAGCGUCUGUGCAUCAAAGUGCUGCAGACGCUGCGGGAGAUGAUGACAACAGACCGGGGCUACGGGGAGAAGCUGAUUGCCUUUGAUGAUGAGAUGGAUGUGGCUGAGCUGGCACCUCCGCCCGAGCCCGAAGUCCCUGCCGAGGAGCUUGAUCCAAACCAGCCUCAGAAGCAACUGGAGGAUCAGAGGAGGGGAGAAGCUCUGCGGCAGAUACUGGUGAAUCGAUACUAUGGGAAUGUCAAGCCUGGCCAGAGGAGAGAUAGCCUCACAACCUUCAGCCACGGUCCGCUCGCCUCCGGAGCACAGGGAAAAUCCCCUACAGUCGUCAGCCCCGGGGUCGGAGGUGGUGGGGACCUGAGCUUGGCGGAGGUGCAGUGCCAUCUGGACAAAGAGGGGGCGUCUGAUCUCGUCAUUGACCUAAUCAUGAACGCCACCAGUGACCGGAUCUUCCAAGAGAGCAUACUGUUAGCCAUCGCACUGCUGGAGGGUGGAAACACCGUCAUCCAGCGGUCAUUCUUCCAUCGUCUGACAGGAGACAACAAGUCAGAGAAAUUCUUUAAGGUGUUUUAUGAGCGCAUGAAACUGGCGCAGCAGGAAAUCAAAGCCACCGUAUCGGUAAACACCAGUGACCUCGGCAGCAAGAAAAAGGACGAGGAGCCGCCUGACAAAGACGUGCCAACACGCAAGAAAGUCAAAGAUGUAGCGGUGGUGGCCGUGGUGACCGAGGAGGUGAAGGAGCAGCUGGUGGAGGCGUCCGCCGUCACCAAGAAGGCCUUCACGACCUACCGCCGCGAGGCCGAAGCCGAGGAGCACCAGGCUGCUGCCGAAGGCACGCCCGUCCCGACCGUCGACAAGGGCCAGGAAGAGGGCGAGAUGAGCGUCAUCAUCACCAUCAUGCAACCCAUCCUGCGCCUCAUGCAGCUGCUUUGCGAAAACCACAACAGAGAGCUGCAGAACUUUCUGCGUAACCAGAACAACAAAAACAACUAUAACCUGGUGUGCGAGACGCUGCAGUUCCUGGACUGUAUCUGCGGCAGCACGACGGGAGGACUGGGGCUGCUGGGACUUUACAUCAACGAGAAGAACGUCGGCCUCAUCAACCAGACCGUGGAGAGCUUGACCGAGUACUGCCAAGGUCCCUGUCAUGAGAACCAGAACUGCAUCGCCACUCAUGAGUGCAACGGCAUCGACAUCAUCAUCGCUCUCAUCCUCAACGACAUCAACCCCCUCGGCAAGAAGAGGAUGGAUCUGGUGCUGGAACUCAAAAAUAAUGCUUCCAAGCUGCUUCUUGCAAUCAUGGAGAGUCGCCAUGACAGCGAGAACGCCGAGAGGAUCCUGUACAACAUGAGGCCUAAAGAGCUGGUGGAUGUGAUAAAAAAGGCCUACAUGCAGGGAGAGAUCGAGGUGGAGGAGCCACAGGAGGGCGAGGAUGGCGAGGAGGAGCACUCGGCGUCCCCACGGAACGUCGGCCAUAAUAUCUACAUCUUGGCACAUCAAUUAGCGCGUCACAACAAGGAGCUGCAGGCCAUGUUGAAGCCGGGGGGGACGUACGGAGAGGGCGACGAGGCGCUCGAGUUCUACGCCAAACACACGGCUCAGAUCGAGAUCGUGCGACUCGAUCGCACCAUGGAGCAGAUCGUCUUUCCCGUCCCGAACAUCUGCGAGUUCCUCACCCAAGAGUCCAAGCUGCGCGUCUACUACACCACUGAGCGGGACGAGCAGGGCAGUAAGAUCAAUGACUUCUUCCUGAGCGCCGAGGACCUGUUCAAUGAGAUGAACUGGCAGAAGAAGCUGCGAGGCACUCAAGAGGCCACUGGUAACACCAACACGGUUCCCUCCCAGCCCAUCUUGUACUGGUGCUCCAGGAACAUGUCUUUCUGGAGCAGCAUCUCCUUCAACCUGGCUGUGCUCAUGAACCUGCUCGUGGCUUUCUUCUACCCUCUGGAAGGCAUCCGCGGAGGAACCCUGGAGCCACAUCUGUCGGCCCUGCUGUGGAUGGCCAUGCUGGUGUCUCUGGCUAUAGUCAUCGUAUUACCUCAGCCUCACGGCAUCCGAGCACUCAUCGCCUCCACCAUCCUGCGCUUGAUCUUCUCUGUCGGCCUGGAGCCCACUUUGCUGCUGCUGGGUGGUUUCAAUUUGUGUAAUAAGGUCAUCUUCCUGAUGAGCUACGUUGGCAACCGGGGAACCUUCACACGAGGCUACAGAGCCAUGAUCAUGGAUGUGGAGUUCCUGUACCACCUCCUCUACCUGAUCAUCUGCAGCCUGGGGGUGUUCGUCCAUGUCUUCUUUUACAGCUUGCUGCUCUUCGAUCUAGUUUACCGAGAAGAGACCUUGCUGAACGUAAUAAAGAGCGUGACCCGCAACGGCCGCUCCAUUGUCCUGACAGCCGUGCUGGCCCUCAUCCUCGUCUACCUCUUCUCCAUUGUGGGCUACAUCUUCUUCAAAGACGACUUCAUUUUGGCUGUCGACAGAAUACCCAACAAAACACUGGAGCAUGGAGCCAGUAUGGUGGGAGAGUUCUUUUCUGGUGGAGCGUGUCAGAAAGAAAACAGAGAAAACUGCUCAGAGCCCAUGGUGGAUGCUCCCAUUGCCAUCCAGCCAUCAGCGGUGGUCAUCGAGGACAAGGAGAGAUCCUGUGACUCCUUACUCAUGUGCAUUGUCACAGUAUUGAGUCACGGCCUCAGGAGUGGAGGAGGUGUUGGAGACGUCCUGCGGAAGCCGUCCAAAGAGGAACCUCUUUUUGCAGCCAGAGUGAUCUACGAUCUGCUCUUCUUCUUCAUGGUCAUCAUCAUCGUCCUCAACCUCAUCUUCGGUGUCAUCAUCGACACGUUUGCUGACCUGAGGAGCGAGAAGCAGAAGAAAGAGGAGAUCCUGAAGACAACGUGUUUUAUCUGCGGUUUGGAGAGAGACAAGUUUGACAAUAAGACCGUCACCUUUGAAGAGCACAUCAAAGUGGAGCACAACAUGUGGCACUACCUGUUCUUCAUCGUCCUGGUGAAGGUCAAAGAUUCGACAGAGUACACUGGCCCGGAGAGCUAUGUGGCAGAAAUGAUGAGGGAUCACAACUUGGACUGGUUCCCACGGAUGCGGGCCAUGUCCUUGGUCAGCAGCGAUGCAGACGGGGAGCAGAAUGAGAUCCGGAACCUGCAGGAGAAGCUGGAGACCACCAUGAAGCUGGUGUCCAACCUGUCGGGCCAGUUGACGGAGCUCAAGGAGCAGAUGACAGAACAGAGGAAGCAGAAGCAGCGGAUCGGCCUCUUGGGGCACCCGCAGCACAUGAACGUCAACCCCCAGCAGCCUGCGUGAGUUCAACCGACUCGCCUCUGAAGCAGCUCGCCGUCAUGCCCGGGUCACAGCCCCUCAGAGGCUCGCCCACUGUCCUGAGGGCGAGUUUAACUUAUAACGGUAGGAAACCACUGUAACGUAUAGGUAGACAUAAGGCGAUGUGUAGCUCCGUCCCACGCACCUGUUACUACACAGAGUAACAUUCCCCCACCUCGUUCUGUUCAGUCCAGUCGCACUUUGUGCCAAAUGUUUUCUGUGUCGAAAUAAAUGGGGAUUCCUCAACACAUGGCCUUUAACUUGAAACAUGGUGGAGCAGACUGGACAGGAGGAAUUACACCCAUUUCUUUGUCCUUUUAUUUGAAUGUUUGCUAUUUAUAUUCGGUCAUAAUGAGCAGUAUUACUUAUUUUCAUGCAUUUUUGUGCAAUAUAUAAACUUAAAUAUGCAACCUCGCUGGUGUGUGGAUUUAAGUUCCAUCAGUCAUUCCUUACUUCAGCCGUGGGCCAAUCUUUUUGUUUGUACUUUACUGUCACUGGAUAAAGUAGGGAGUUGUCGGUUGUCUUUGCUUACGCAAAUAUAGAGAAAAUAUUGAAUAAGCUGGCCUUCUCAAUUUUCCUUUUUCUUUCUUGAAAAUGUGCAUACUGCUGGAGUGUCACCUGCACCCGAUAGUAAAUUGUAUGAGAGCAAUAUAUACAGAUAGUUUCUGCAGAUCCAGUGGUGUCACAUCUCUGUGCAAACUUAAUAGAUUUACUUUCUUAUUUAAUUGACAUUUAGAAUAUUGGACUUGUCUGUCAGAUACAGUGUCACUCAUGCUUUUACAAUUUGCUCAGGAGUUGCAUAUAUUUUACCUUGAUAAAACCUCAUUAGCGCCAUUUCUCACUUGUGCCUGCCGUCCCUCAUCUGAAGUCUGAUUCAUGCUUGUGCCGAGUCUCAAACUUUCAUGCUUAUGUUCACUAAUAUGUAUUAGUUGAUUUAGAAGUCUCUCUUUUAUGGGGACUACUGUGUGUACAUAAUAUUUGUUGCUUACUUUGGCUUUUGUAUAGAAAAAUGAGAUGGAGAGAAACAACUGUUGCUCAAAAUGAAUGUUAACAUGAAUAAAAAAUGUAAGAACUGUCGAUUUGUAUAUUAAAGUAGGAUUAUUUAUUAAAAUUGAUGUAAUUAUCCUUUACUCAUUGUGAUGUCUGUUUAUUAUAAGAAAGUCUCCAUAUACAGUAGACUAAUGAUGCUCUUUGUUUAAAAAUGUUUAACAGUUUAUUUAUACAACCAUUCAGUGAUCAGCGGAUCCAACAUGAGUCAUACUGGUGUUGUAGAAUUAUCAUAAGCCAGUAAAAUUGAUGGGCAUACCAUAGACCGCAUGUAAAUAUACCCAAUAGGAUAUAUAUGUAUAUCAAUGUAUAUUUGGACAAUAAUAUCAUCAGAUAUGAGCCCUUCACAGACAUAUCGGUUUCAGCAUUUAUGUUUGCCAAUAUGAAAACUUUUAUUUCACAAAAUAAACAAUGCCAAAAGA
Molecule: messenger RNA, 9973 nt
Organism: Pleuronectes platessa (European plaice)
Lineage: Eukaryota; Metazoa; Chordata; Actinopteri; Pleuronectiformes; Pleuronectidae
Gene: itpr1b
Product: inositol 1,4,5-trisphosphate receptor, type 1b
Exons: 62
Coding region: 165-8489 (2774 amino acids)
Biological process (GO): calcium ion transmembrane transport
Cellular component (GO): endoplasmic reticulum; membrane
Molecular function (GO): inositol 1,4,5 trisphosphate binding; inositol 1,4,5-trisphosphate-gated calcium channel activity
Source: RefSeq, a predicted model, not a curated record